Molecule: messenger RNA, 5095 nt
Organism: Dreissena polymorpha
Lineage: Eukaryota; Metazoa; Mollusca; Bivalvia; Myida; Dreissenidae
Exons: 3
Coding region: 433-4257 (1274 amino acids)
Cellular component (GO): nucleus
Source: RefSeq, a predicted model, not a curated record
CUCAUUACUUACUAGAUUCACAAAAGGUGGUACAACUUUUGAAAUAUAUGAAUAAUAGAUGUAAUAUCUGUUGUUAUUUAUUUUUUUAAGGCAUAAAAUUAUGUGUGGUAUUGUAGCGCAUGAUAGGCUGGAUUACUUUGACCCAGUACUUCUGCCCAGUAUGAUGCUCACAUGCGGCGGGAGCGAGGAUUGAACCCGGAUCUUCUAAGUGAGAAGCGGAUAUUUCAACCAAUGCCCGAACAGGAGAGCUGAGGCAUUCAGGACAAGUAAAACAAUGAUUUCUUUUCUGGCAUAAAAGUAGUUUGUGAUAAGCAGUAGCCAGCCUUGGCAACACAAAAUGCCAAGGCAUAGCGAUAGUUUCAGUCCUACAUGAACAUACCCAUCAUAGAAGUACUUACAACAUGUACUGUCUGCGUGAAAAACUGAAUUAAAAUGAUGGAAAAGUAUGUGUGCGCAAAGUGCGGAAAGGUUGCCAAGACUAAACAAGCACUGGAAAGGCAUGCUGCUUACCACGAAGAUGUUCGCCCAUUUUCUUGCGAGAUUUGUCUCCAGCGAUUCAAGAAUUCGGAUGACAGAGGAAAGCAUUAUCGACGACUGAAAAAAGAUGGCAAGUUUGAUAUUGCCUGUCAGGUGUGUCACAAACAUUUCAAAAGCAAUGAUUUAUUAAAAAAACAUGUGGAAAUUCUGGGAUGCCUUAUAAAAUCAACGUCUGAAGAUCUUGAGAUUGGUAUAAAAGAAAUUGCAAAUGUUGUUGUUGAUAAGUUUUCCACUUUAGCCAAAGAUGUAAAUAAUUACUCUCAAGAUCUCCAGUAUGGUAACAGUUCAUUUGAUAGCAAAAAUAACAUUCCUGACAGUACUUUUAACAAAACAGAAGUGAAAUGUGCAUGUAAAAUCUGUCAGGUUCCAUUUUCCAAAGUUGACGACUUGAAAGAACACUAUCAUAAAGUCCAUAAUGGCUCAAAACGUCAGGUUUGCAUUCAGUGCGGGCAGACGCUUAGCUCAAAAGACAGUCUAGCCCGCCAUUACAGCAUUUUCCACCAGUCAGAUUAUCCAUUCCAGUGUGAUAUGUGUUCACAAAGGUUUAAGAUUAAAGAGGGGUUAUGCAGACACAUGAAGUUCGUCCAUAAAGACAAAGGCUAUCCAUGUGAAGUUUGUGGUCGUGUUUUCACACAGCCGGUGAAUUUGAAGAAGCAUAUGAUGUUGCAUAAUGGUACAAAGGAGUUUAAGUGCUUGGUGUGCAGUCGAGAAUUCCGUUGGAAGCAGGCAUUUCAUAAACAUAUGCUAACUCAUAAAUUUAAAAAUUACAUAUCAAGUGAGGUAGAUGAUUUGUUACAAGGUGAUGGGCAUUUCAGCAAUAAGUCUCAAGAUGAUAUUCAUGAUCAAAAGAGGGCCACUGAAGGCAAGUCUGAAAUUACUGUCAGUGUUGCUGUAAAUGAGAAUCAGGAUCACAAUUCUGUUGAAUAUUUUGCUAAAAAAACUGAAGACGAGUCGGAGACUGAUACUGAAUAUGACAUAGAAAUUGAUGAAAAUGAUGAGCAGGAAUCUGUAUACAAGAAAGGGGAAGAAAGUACUGGAAACAUGGAAGUUGAAAGCGAAACAGUUCAUGGGGAAUCAGAAAGGUCUAACAAGAGGCAUUGGAGUCAAAAUGGACGCAGGUCAUUCAAUCUAAAGAACAAGCCAGAAUCAAAUAUCAGUGAAUAUGCCAGUGAUAUGUUUUUGAAAGUUUUAGAAUUUGCAGAGAUUGUAUCAGAAUUUGGUUCAAAAGAUAUAGAUAUAGACAAUCAUGCUAAGGGUUUAUGUGAAGCUAACGAUGAUGCGGAAAGCAGUAUUGCUAAUAUGGCUGUUAACUGCAAUAAUAGUGAUAUAAGUAAUGGAAAAAGAAGAAAGUUAUGUAAAGAUGUCAAUUAUAAUGGUGAAUCACACAAAGAUAAUGAGGUUGUUGAAUCGAGAAAUAAAAUAGAGUUUGUAAAACUGGAUAAAGUGCAAGAACCAACUCAUCUCAAGAGAAGUACAAAAGAUCCCAGAUGUGUUGAUAAGUACGAUGAAGAUAAAGAUGCAUUUUUAAACGUUAAAGUUGGUCAAUCAAGAAAUCCUGUGAAAGAUAAAGAUGAAAGUAUCACUACAUUGACUUCACAUGAAAGAAUGCAAACGUCGUGGUUACGUCAAGAUAGAGUAAAUCAAUCGGGCACUCAUAUUAACAUGGUGACGGAUGAACAUGAUGAAAGGUUAAUUUUAAAAGGUUUGACAAGUGGGCCCACUGAUAACGCAUUUGAUGCUCCAAGACUUCUGUUCAGACCUUCCUUAAUCCACAAGAUAUUGGAAUCCCCAAAGACUGAAGAAACAGUAAGUGCUCAAAAGCAUAAAACUGAAAUUAAUAACUCUAUUGAAACUUUGAAUUCCAAAACUGUUUAUGUUUCAAAGCCUAGUGUCGUUGAGUCUGAUUCUAGAGUUCCACAGAUUAAUCAUUUACAUGAGGGAACGUCUUUCGGUAAAGAAAAGAUGAAUCCUAGUUCUACAGAUGGGAACAAUGUCUUAGUGAAGAAAUUUCACAUUAAGGUGCAACAGACUUCACCUCAAAGUUCAUUCAGCGAGAAAAACACCAGUUCACCCUCUUUUAGUGAUCCAGAGUUGAACAGAUCUGCAAAAGAUGUUGGAGAGAUUCUAAAUCUCAGCAAAGCCCCUGAUGCAGGGAAGUUCUCAUUAGUCAAGCACAUGCUGUCUCUUAAAAAUGAUGAGAACUUUGAUCAGGCUAUUUUUAGAAAUCCUCUUUACAGUACGCCACUUGAUGUGAAUGGGUUUAAGAACCUUGUGGAGAGACAUAAGAUUUCAGAUGAAGAUGGGGACCGACUGUAUGAUCUUUCGGCUAAGCAGAACAUUCCUUUUCUAUGGUUAGGGAUGACGAAAUCAAACGGGAAAAUGGUGAAUGUUAAUGAUGGACACCAUUUAACAAAACAAUCAUUCAGACAUCCGGACAAAAUUGAAAAUCAACAGGUCGCAUCAAGACCGGACCAAGAGGGAAAUAUUGAACUAUUAGACACCUCUUCUCGGAUCAAUAGAGAGAACAGAAAUGUAUAUCCUCCUAUCAAAGAUUGUAGAAAUUCGGGUGAUCGAAAUGUUUCAGUCAACGUCAGCGGAGCUUCUACCGAUGCAAUUAUGCCUCCGGGAAAUGGUUGUGGAGUAGCAAGUGUUGGUUAUAAUGACAAGGUGCAUCUCUGGUUAUCUAAAUCACAGGUAUUAAUGGAGGAGAGUGUUAAUAUUACACCUACUGAUGAUAACGAAGAUUUGUUUUCUUAUGAUAACUCAAUCGCUAACUGUGAGAAGGAAAAAUAUUCAAAAUCUUCUUCAGCUGUUUCUGCAGAAACUUCAAAACAUUCGAAUUUUAAUGCUCAAUACUUGAAAGAAAACUGUGGUUUCAUUGCUAAAAAUGAAGAGCUGUAUCUAGCCAAGGAAAGAUCAAAUAUUUCUUUCUCGUCAAACAAAUUAACAGGAAAUCAUUAUAAAAAAUCAGAAAUCAAUAUUAAUUCAACUAAAUCGACCUCAAAUCAUGAGACUAGAAAUGACUGUUUUCUAGAAUCUAAUAGAUCAAAUAUUAUAUGUGAAAAUUCGGUCGACCAUGGGUUCCCAAAACCUUUCGCUUCCCAUCAGUUUUCCGUAAAAGGUAACUGCGCGGGUGAUAAUGUAAAUUUGCCUUAUUCGGUGAUUGAUUCAGGAACUAUGUUUGUCAGAGAUCAUCAUCAUCUUGUUUCUCAUGCUAGUUUUGUGCAUAAAGAUCUGUUACAUAGGCAAAACUCAUACCCUUUUAGCUCAAACCGCCAAACAUUGAAUGCUUCUGGUUUAAUGACUUCAACUCAUCCUUCUGCCAAUACAUCAAUCUGUCUUAUGCGCUCACAAUCAGAAAUGCAGGACAAACUGUUGAGUUACCAUUCUAAUAAUCAUAUAUGUUUAGAUAGCAUGAACAUAAUAAAACCUAACAGUAGUUGUGGAAGUCUGAAUACAAGUUUGCUAACAAAUAACAGCGUCCGGGAACAUAGUCAAAAUCAUGCAAAUAAACUAUUAACAGACACUAUAGGUGAAAUAGUUAACAGAAACGCACACCAUAGUUCACAUAUACAUGAAUGUUUUUCUUCUCAAAACACUGUUACUUCAGGUAAUGAGUUCCAAAAUGGGACAACAAAUAUUGGCAUGAACAAUUCUAAGUUAGCUUUACUUGGUGAUGUGUCCAUUUUAGAUUUGCUAGACGAAGGUGAAAAGAGUUAAGUGUCAUUGUAUGUUAAAGAGACAUCUUAAAAGCUAAUGUAAAAUGUUUUUACAUACUUUCCACAUAUUUUUGUGUUUUUAUGCUCCCCCCAAAAAUUAAGGGGGGAGCAUAUAGUCGCCGCUUCGUCUGUCCUUGUGUCCGUCCGUUCGUGCACAAUUUUUGUCCGGGCUAUUUCUCACCAAUUAAUGACUGGAAUUCAAUUAAACUUUAUGGGAAGCUUCACUACCAAGAGGAGAUGUGCAUAUUAUCAGCCGGUUCUGGUUGGAUGAUUUUUCACAGAGUUAUGGCCCUUUGAAUUUUUUUUCUAUAAACUGUACAUAUAGUGCAAUUCUUGUCCCCCCCCCCCCAACUACUGACUGGAAUACAAUGAAGCUUUAUGGGAAGCUUAACUACCUUGAGGAGAUGCGCAUGUUAUUUGUGGGUUCUGUUUAGAUGAUUUAUUUAGAGAGUUAUGGCCCUUUGAAAUUUUUAAGUUGCUAAACCAUCCAUCGUAUUAUUUUGUCCAAAGUUAUGCCCCUCAAGACGUUUCCUUUUAUCUGAAUAUAUAGUGCAAUAUUGUGACCAAAAAAAACCUUUGGGGAGCAUCAACUGUCUCCGACGGUUUCUUGUUGUUAACAGUUGCUUACCAUACUUGACAUAUUUGUUAUAAUUUGUGAUAACAUAUUUUUGCUGUUGAAGUAUAUGAAAAUGUUUGUGCAUUUAUUUACUUGAUUUUUUUGUGUUUUUUAUGCCAUCUGUGAUGGACAAUUGAAUUACGUACAAAAAUGUUUUAAGUAGGGAUGUAAGAGGUUAACCGAUUAACCUAACAAAACAACCAGUUAACCGGUUUCAAUUACG